Messenger RNA from Anolis sagrei ordinatus, 2195 nucleotides. The record is from RefSeq and is a predicted model, not a curated record. Lineage: Eukaryota; Metazoa; Chordata; Lepidosauria; Squamata; Anolidae.
GGAGAGAGAGAGAGAGAGAGAGAGAGAGAGAAGAGGGCGCGAUGCGAGCGGCGUGGGUCCUGCUGCUGGGCUUGGCCCUCGUGCCCUGGGCCCCGGUCCCCUCGGGGGCCUCCGUCGCCGAAGAGGGUCCUGGAAGCGCCCGCCCGACCGUCUCCACCCGACUGGGGCGCCUGCGGGGGACCCUGAUGAGCGUGGAGGGCGCUGCUGGCCCCGUCCAGGCCUUCCUCGGGGUCCCUUUCGCCAAGCCCCCCCUGGGCGCCCUCCGCUUCGCGCCGCCUGAGCCGCCUGAGCCCUGGCCCCAGCUGAGGGAGGCCGCCUCCCAGCCCCCCAUGUGCCUGCAGGACCUGAGCUGGAUGCAGGAGAUGAGCCAAGCGCUGAAUGUGACGCUGCCCGACAUGGCCGUCUCUGAGGACUGCCUCUACCUCAACGUCUUCACGCCGGACACAGAGGCCAAAUUGCCGGUGCUGGUCUGGAUCCAUGGCGGGGCCCUGGUUAUGGGGUCCGCCUCCCCAUACAACGCGCCCAGCCUCUCUGCCUUUGAGGACGUGGUGGUGGUGGUCCUUCAGUACCGGGUGGGGAUCCCGGGCUUCUUCAGCACCGGAUCCAAGGAGGCGCCUGGCAACUGGGGCUUGCUGGACCAGGUGGCAGCCCUCAGGUGGGUCCAGGAGAACAUCGAGGCCUUUGGAGGAGACCCCGCUUUGGUGACCAUCAUGGGAGAGUCGGCCGGAGGGUUCAGCGUGGGGGUCCAGGUUUUGUCCCCCUUGUCCAGGGGCCUCUUUCACAGAGCCAUCUCAGAGAGCGGAGUCGCCCUCCUGUCCAGCCUCCUUGUGAGGAGCCCCGGAGCCAUGGUCCAGACAGUUGCCAAUGUCUCUGGCUGUGAAGCCAGCAGCCCAGCUGCCCUGGUGCUUUGCUUAAGGAGCAAGACGGAGGAGGAACUGGCUGCCCUGAACAUCCAGCUGUGCCAGGUCCUUGGAAUUGUCCCUGCUGUGGUUGAUGGGGAGUUCCUUCCAAAGACGCCCGAGGAGCUACUAGCUGUGAAAGAGUUCAGCAAUGUACCGUAUCUAAUCGGCAUCAAUAACCACGAAUAUGGGUGGAUUCUCCCUCAGACACCUCUCUUCCCUUCCAUCACGGAGAGCAUGGACCGGGAAGCGGUGGAGGCUGCCUUCCAGCAAUCGGCAUCUUUCCUGAGGCUCCCAGUGGAGGCCAUGCAGAGAGCCAUGGAGGAGUAUUUGGGGGAGACGGAAGACCCCCGGGAACUACGGGGGCAGUUUCAAGAGUUCAUGGGAGACGCCAUCUUUGUCCUUCCUGCUCUUCAGGCAGCUAGAGCUCAUAGAGAUUCUGGUGUCCCCGUCUACUUCUACGAAUUCCAGCAUCGCCCUUCGAUCUUCAGAGACACAAAGCCGGAUUUUGUAAAGGCCGACCACGGAGACGAAGUCUCCUUUGUUUUGGGAGCACCUUUCUUAAGCAGCAACGACUCCCCAUUUGGGGGAUACACGGAGGAGGAGAAGCGGCUCAGCAAGACCAUGAUGAGAUACUGGGCGAACUUUGCCCGCAGCGGGAACCCAAACGGCAAAGGGCUGGUGGAGUGGCCCCAGUACGACCAGAAAGAGGGCUUCCUGGAACUGGGCUUGGAGCAAAGAGAAGCCGAGAAGCUGAAGCAGAGGAAAGUCGACUUCUGGCUGAAGACUCUGCUGGAGCAGAUGAGGGAGAAAACAGCAGCGGAGGAGAAAGAGCAGAAAACACACCAAGAGCUGUAGGCAAGGGAGGGGUGGCCACAGAGGAGAGCGCUGCGUCUCUAGGGGGGAGGAGGAGGAGGAGGAGGAGGAGGAGGAGGAGGAGGAGGAGGAGGAGGAGGAGGAGGAGGGGGCACCUUCAAGAGCAGAGCAGUUUAUACUGAUAUUAUUACACAAAUGGUUGUGGGCACAGAAAGGGCUCAGUCGCUAAACUGAGGCAAUGAGCUAGGCUGUUUGGCGAGAGCCCACCUUCCUUAAAGCAUUACAUAAAAGCAGAGGUUUAAAAACUGAAUGCACAUACAGCGGGAAGCUUGAGCAGGAACAAGAUAAAAAAUACAGGCAGAGGCAAAAGCGCUCACUUAAAACAAUUUGAUCGCAAGCACCCCAUAAGAAUGCAAUAGGAAAUAAAACAUUCAGAAUGCCAGAAACUGAUUGAUGUAAUAAAAGCAGUUUACUCACAAA